GGACUCGGGCGGGCGCUGUGGGGCUGGCUCCAUGUUUGCGGAAUGAAUGAAUCAUUACUCUUCCUUAUCCCCUUCUGAAGGAGGACUUUUUGAGAUCCACGUGCUGCAAAACACGUUGGGGGGCCUGCCGAGAUAGGGCUCCCCCCGCCGGCAUAGUAGACACGACUCUCCUUUCUCCACCUCCUCUCUACGCUCUAUUUUGGGGGCAGGAUCGCUUCUGGUUGGGGCUUGGGAAUGGUGGGGAAGGAGGGGCUUGUAGGCCCAGCCAGGUACUUGUUGACAGUCGGGAGACUUGAGAGAGGCCCCUUAGAAGGCCACAGAGGAGGGGGGCUCUGUGGAGGAGAGCACCCGCUGUCAGGCAGGGACCACUUCUCAUCUGAUACCUGCCUGGAAGGGCCAAUGGAGUGUAGAUUCUGACCUACAAUUUACUGAACGCCCCUCUCCACAGCCUCUGUUUCUUCAUCAGGUAAAUGGAAAUAUUAACGUCCGUUCCUCAGGGCUUUGAACAGAUUAAGAAAAAUGUCAUAUGAAAUCACUAGGACAGUGCUUGACACAUUGGGAGGACUCAGCAAACUUGCUUUUCUUUCCUUCCUCUCUGAAAAAACUGAGUGGAGGAUUUGUUCCCAUCCCUUCUGUCCCCGAAUUGGUAAUGGACAGUCACAGUACACGCGUAAUCACUGUUUGUUGAAUGAAUGAGCUUGCCAGGGUUUCAGAUCCCACCCCAUCCCCUCUUUUUCUCCCAGAAUCCACAGGCAGAGAUCUAAGCAGCACAGACAUGCCGGUGCUGUCUGAGGACUCCGGUUUGCAUGAAACCCUGGCACUACUGACCUCUCAGCUGAGACCUGACUCCAACCACAAGGAAGAGAUGGGCUUUCUGAGGGAUGUUUUCAGUGAAAAAAGCCUCAGUUAUUUAAUGAAGAUUCACGAGAAGCUUCGCUAUUACGAGAGGCAAAGUCCAACCCCCGUCCUGCACAGCGCUGUGGCCCUCGCCGAAGAUGUGAUGGAGGAGCUGCAGGCUGCCUCCGUGCACAGUGACGAGAGGGAGCUGCUCCAGCUGCUGUCCACCCCCCACCUCAGGGCCAUGCUCAUGGUACACGACACAGUUGCCCAGAAGAAUUUUGACCCUGUUCUCCCCCCUCUGCCCGAUAACAUCGACGAGGAUUUUGAUGAAGAAUCAGUGAAGAUUGUCCGCCUGGUGAAAAACAAGGAACCCUUGGGGGCCACCAUCCGGCGGGAUGAGCACUCAGGGGCUGUUGUGGUGGCCAGGAUCAUGCGAGGGGGCGCAGCAGACCGGAGCGGCCUGGUCCACGUUGGAGACGAGCUCCGGGAAGUGAACGGGAUCACAGUCCUGCACAAGCGGCCCGACGAGAUUAGCCAGAUUCUGGCGCAGUCCCAGGGAUCCAUCACCCUGAAAAUCAUCCCAGCCACCCAGGAGGAAGACCGCCUAAAGGACAGCAAGGUGUUCAUGCGGGCCCUCUUCCAUUACAACCCUCGGGAGGACCGGGCCAUUCCCUGCCAGGAGGCAGGCCUGCCCUUCCAGCGCAGGCAGGUCCUGGAGGUGGUGAGUCAGGAUGAUCCCACGUGGUGGCAGGCCAAGCGAGUGGGGGACACCAACCUUCGAGCUGGCCUCAUCCCUUCCAAGCAGUUCCAGGAAAGGCGACUGAACUACCGGAGAGCCACAGGCACCCUGCCGAGUCCCCAGAGCCUCAAGAAGCCCCCCUAUGAUGAGCCCUGUGACAAAGAGACCUGUGACUGUGAGGGGUAUUUCAAAGGACACUACGUGGCUGGUCUUCGGAGGAGCUUCCGGCUGGGCCGCAGAGAGAGACUGGGAAGCCCACAGGAGGGAAAGUCGUCUGCAGUGGCCGAGUCUCCGGAGCUGCCAACUUACGAGGAGGUGACCAGGUACCAGCACCAGCCUGGCCAGCGGCCCCGCCUGGUGGUUCUGAUUGGGUCUCUGGGAGCCCGACUACAUGAGCUGAAACAGAAGGUGGUGGCAGAGAGCCCUCAGCAUUUUGGUGUUGCCAUUCCACAUACCACCAGGCCCCGGAAGAGCCAUGAGAAGGAAGGAGUAGAGUAUCACUUUGUCUCUAAGCAAACAUUUGAAGCCGACUUGCAUCACAACAAGUUCCUGGAGCAUGGUGAAUAUAAGGAAAACCUCUACGGAACCAGCCUGGAAGCCAUUCGGGUUGUGAUGGCCAAAAACAAAGUUUGUUUGGUGGACGUGGAGCCAGAUGUACUGCAACAACUGAGGACCUCAGAGUUUAAACCCUAUGUUAUAUUUGUAAAGCCUGCAGUUCAGGAAAAAAGGAAGACGCCACCCAUGUCUCCAGCUUGUGAGGAUGCAACAGCCCCACUUGAUGAGGAGCAGCAAGAGAUGGCCGCCUCUGCCUCCUUCAUAGACCAGCAUUAUGGGCACCUGGUGGAUGCUGUACUGGUAAAGGAGGACCUCCAGAGUGCAUACAGCCAGCUCAGAGCGCUGUUAGAGAGGCUGAGCAAGGACACUCACUGGGUACCUAUUAGUUGGGUCAGGUGACUGUAUCCUAGAACAUCCAGGUUGGAGGGGACCUGGAAGACCACCUGACCCAGCCUACCCCAUGCUACCAUCAAGGAAUCUCAAGUGAGAGGGGCAGAAAUUUCCAUAAACUCCAUCCUCAAGAAGAGUCUCUGUGGGAAGUCUUGUUUGUCAUUGGUUUCUGUCCAUUGCUUUUCACUGCACUCCUUUGGAGCAGAAAACACAAGUCAAAAGGGGGUAUAUAUCACAAUAUAACACAUGUCAUUCAUUAAAGUAUCACAGGCAAGUUGACCCUGAUUCUCUGUACCAAAGUUGAGUAGCCACUGUCUUUUGGUGGGGGAGGUAGUGGUGAAUGUAUGCAGUACCAGUUUGCAGAGGUAAUUUAAACUUUAUAAACUGACACUUCAUUUAUCGGGCUUUGUCUGAAGUUAAGUUGUUUUACCCAAGAGGACUUAACAUGCAACUGAAGUUCGCCUGUCUUCAGGCACUAAAAUGUUGAUCUUUUUCAAGUUUUUGAAAGUUUUUGUUUGCCUGGCAAUGGAAAAUGUGGUUCUCUGCCUUCUUGAAUAGUGAACAUUCACAAACUUUUUUGACAGACUAAGGUAUGCUUCCCUGUCACCAUGAGUUACUGUACUAUUCUAUGAUACAGUGGUGUUUUCAGGGACUCUUGUGGAAUGUAAGGCUGCUUGUGCCUUUUCUAUAUAUCCUCAGACUCCAAAAAUUUACCCUUGCUUGCUUUGAUUUAUUCUGUUCUGUCACUUGUCUCUCUUGUUACUGACAGUUGCCCUGGUUCUCACCUGUCCCUUCCUUCAGAUUAUAGGAGCUCCUGACAUGCUAGGUCGUGGAAAAACAGAUGAUCCCCACACCUCCAGCCCCCACCCCCAUCAAAUCUAUGUCUAAACCACAACAAAUCAGUCCUGACCAUCAAAA
This is a messenger RNA of Odocoileus virginianus texanus, 3442 nucleotides long. The record is from RefSeq and is a predicted model, not a curated record. Lineage: Eukaryota; Metazoa; Chordata; Mammalia; Artiodactyla; Cervidae.